AUACUCAACCAUCAAUCACUAUUUUGAUAGUUUGCAUAAACAACAUAUAUAUCAUAUCCACUCAUGAUCGUUUAAUUAUCUAUUCUUGACAUCUCCAAUAUGGAGGUUUGUAAACUCUCGAUGUAAGACAUUAUGUCUCGAUUUAUCAAACAUAAUACUUAAGUUUAUUAUCUUAUACAAUAUACCUUAACUCAUGAUUCUCAAAAUUAGGAGUGACUCUCAACCAACGUUUAUUGAUCAUUAACUUAGUCUAUCAUAGGAUAGUAAAGAUGUUUGAUCUCUGGAUAAUUUUUUUUAUCUGAAUUCAAGGCAAUUUACACAUCAUUCACGGUUCUUUCCUUGACAUGGAAUUUUAGCUAUCGAUUCCGAACUUAUAGCACACACACUGAAAAAUUAUAUAUUCUUGAUAAAUAUUUUCUAUUAGUAAUUAAUAGAAUAUGUUAAUGAUAUAUCGCAGGCAUAUGAAAAGUUGUUGCAAUUGAAUAGUAGAUUGAUUACUUUAAACCAAUGUGUUAGAAAUCGUACUAUACCUGAAGGUGGGACCGAAAAUACCGGACCUCAAAUAGUAAGUGGUUUUAGUGGUACAAAAUUGUUGAACCACAGUUCAAUCAUGAUUUUAGUACAAAAUAUCUUAUCACUAACUUUCGCGGUAUAACUUCCGAUACCGUUUCAUAAUCAUUGCUUCGAACAAAGUCAUCUGUAAACUAUAUUUACAAACUCUCGAAAACGUUGUAAUAUUUAAUAUGUUGUAUAAACCCAAAAAUGAAAAAAGAGUCCUUCUUGAAAACAUAUUCUACUAAUAAUUUUGGAAUACAUUCUGCUAAUAAUAAUAAAUGAAAGAAGUGUCAUUCCAAGAAACAUAAACCUAAUCUCAAUAGAAUUCUUAUUUUAUUAGGAUAAUGUAGGGGAUGCUGGCGGAUUUUUUACAUAUAAUUUUUUAUUAAUUUUUUUUACUUUUAGUAUGCCAAAAUGACCCUUUCUACAAUCACUCAGAGAGCUGAAAAUUCUGAAUGAAGGAUGUUCCAUGGAAAAGGAGAACCUCUAUAUAGUAUUGGUAUGAUGAUGAUGAUAUGUUGACUAACAAUAACCGACAUCACCGAUCUAUCUUUAUCGAAUUUGUUUUUAUCUAAAUUGUUCGGAUCAGCAUGCCAAUUUAUUAGUAAUGAGAAAAAUGAUACGGAUACUCAAAUUAGUUAUCAAGUAAGAUGGAGAAGAAAUUGUGAUUUCAAGUAAUAUAGGUUUGCACCAAAUAAGCUGAUGUGUCAUGUUUGGACAAGAAAUAAACUAAAAUGAGAAUCAUAUAACCUAGUCAAAGUCCAUAUACCAUUUUAUUAUUAACUUUAGGUCCAUAUUUUAGAUUUGGAGUUUUGGACAAAAACGUGACCCAAAAUGAUGGAGCCAUUUUAAUUCUCAUUAAUUUGUUAGAAUGAAAAAAAUUCAGUGACCAAAUUGCUAUUUACCCAAAGGUUGCUAUUGUAAUAUUUUUCGGUGCCAGACUAAACUGCUUCUCCUUCCGCUCUCUUCGAGCUGCUCAGCUUCGUUUCACUCCUCCGGCGAAACCCAGAUCGUCUCCAAGCAAGCGAUACAAAGGGAAGAAACAAUGUUACAGUGCAUAUUCCUCCUCUCCGAUUCUGGAGAGGUAAUGCUGGAGAAGCAGCUAACUGGGAAUCGAGUAGACAGAUCAAUCUGCGUCUGGUUCUGGGAUCAACUUCUCUCUCAUGGCGAUUCCUUUAAGCAACAACCUGUAAUUGCUUCUCCCACCCACUACCUUUUCCAAGUUGUUCGUGAGGGGAUCACCUUCCUGGCUUGCACCCAGGUUGAGAUGCCACCUUUAAUGGCUAUUGAGUUCCUUUGCAGAGUGGCGGAUGUUCUGUCGGAUUACUUGGAAGGGUUGAAUGAAGAUGUGAUAAAGGAUAACUUCAUCAUUGUGUAUGAGCUGCUGGAUGAGAUGAUGGAUAAUGGCCAUCCUUUGACUACCGAACCUAAUAUACUUAGAGAGAUGAUAGCACCACCGAACAUUGUCAGCAAGAUGCUGAGUGUAGUGACGGGUAAUAGUUCGAACGUGAGUGAAACUCUCCCUGGUGCAACAUCAUCUUGUGUCCCUUGGAGGACGACCGACAUUAAGUAUGCUAAUAACGAAGUUUAUGUAGACCUUGUUGAAGAAAUGGAUGCAAUUAUUAACAGGGAUGGGAUAUUGGUGAAAUGUGAGGUUUUUGGUGAAGUUCAAGUGAACUCCCAUAUCACUGGGGUUCCUGAUUUGGCUCUUUCCUUUGUGAAUCCUUCUGUUCUAGACGAUGUCAGGUUCCAUCCCUGUGUUCGGUAUCGACCUUGGGAGUCUUAUCAGAUACUGUCUUUCGUCCCUCCUGAUGGACAGUUCAAGCUAAUGAGUUACAGGGUGCGGAAAUUGAAAAGCAUUCCGCUGUAUGUGAAGCCACAGAUUACAUCCGAUGGUGGCUCAUCUCGCAUCAGUGUCAUGGUUGGAAUCCGGAAUGACCCUGGUAAAGCUAUCGACUCAAUAUCAGUGCAAUUCCAGCUGCCUUCUUGUGUCUCAUCGACUGAUCUAACUGCAAAUCAUGGAGUUGUGAAUGUUCUCUCGAAUAAGACAUGCAUUUGGUCUAUCGAUCGAAUACCAAAAGACAGAGCCCCUUUGUUAUCCGGGACAUUGUUACUGGAAAACGGCUUAGAUCGUCUCCAUGUAUUUCCAACAUUUCAAGUAGGAUUCAGGGUACAAGGUGUUGCUCUCUCAGGUCUGCAAAUUGACAAACUGGAGCUCAAGGUUAUACCAAACCGCCUUUACAAAGGUUUUCGAGCUCUAACACGAGGGGGGCAGUAUGAAGUGAGAUCAUAGGUUGGAUCUUUUCUUACAUCAAAUUUGAAGUGUUGGUGCUUUGAAGGGGGGAACAAUUCUUGGAUCUUCAUCUUCUUGACUAGUUGUAAAAAGGAACACAAACUGAAUGGGUAGUUGGUUAUUUGAAUGGAUAAACAAUGGAAGUCUUUGGAGCAUGGUUUUUGUAGCAUUUGGGGAUUCAAUUGUGAGUUGCAUCGCCCUAACGGUUAGUAUCGGCCAUUUGGUUGGGUCAUGGGUGUGUAUCAUCUGCAUUUGAAUCAGAAGUUUCUUGAUUAAUCAAAAGAAUAUACUUAC
This is a messenger RNA of Linum trigynum, 3142 nucleotides long. The record is from the annotation of a GenBank genome assembly. Lineage: Eukaryota; Viridiplantae; Streptophyta; Magnoliopsida; Malpighiales; Linaceae.